CUGGGGCUCCAGGCCCGGACAGAGAGGGAAGGCGAGGCGGGGAGACAGGGAAGCGGAGAGCGAGAGAAAGAGUGCACGCCGGGGUCCUCCUCGACCCCGCGGAUCCUUCUCUCCCGCCUCCCCUUCCUCUCCCUCUCGGCGCUCUCUCUCGGGCCCGGACCCCGGCCCCGGCCCCGGCCCCGCGCCCGCCCGCUCCUCCUCCCCUUCCCCUCCCACGCUGCCCGCUUCCCUUCCCCUCUGCCCCUCAAACCCUCCUCCCGGGUUCUGCGCUCCUCCCUCCGCCCUCCCUCCGCCCGGCCUGCCUCCUUCCCUCCUCCUCCCCUCCUCGCCCCGGGAGGCAUCACUUCUUCCCGACCCGGAGGAAGACGCGAGCCCCUCGCGGGCGGUCACCACAGCCCAGCGCCGGGGCCGCCACCGCGCGCCGCGCCUGUGCGCCCUCGGUCCCUGCGUCCCCUAGCGCCACGCCGCGGGCAUGGGGCCCGGCCGGCCGGCCCCCGCGCCCUGGCCUCGUCACCUGCUGCGCUGCGCCCUGCUCCUCGGGGGUCUGCACCUCGGCCGCCCCGGGGCCGCCGCCGCUGCACUCUCGGAACCCAACGUCUUCCUCAUCUUCAGCCAUGGACUGCAGGGCUGCCUGGAGACCCAAGGUGGGCAAGUCCGAGUCUCCCCAGCCUGCAAUGCCAGCCUUCCUGCCCAGCGCUGGAAGUGGGUCUCCCGAAACCGGCUCUUCAACCUGGGCACCAUGCAGUGCCUGGGCACAGGCUGGCCGGGCACCAACACCACCGCCUCCCUGGGCAUGUACGAGUGUGACCGGGAGGCACUGAAUCUUCGCUGGCACUGUCGCACACUGGGUGACCAGCUGUCCCUGCUCCUGGGGGGCCGUUCCGGCAACACGUCCAAGGCUGGCACCCCUGAGCGUGGCGACCAGACCCGCAGCGGCCAGUGGCGCAUCUAUGGCAGCGAUGAGGACCUGUGUGCUCGGCCCUACUAUGAGGUCUACACCAUCCAGGGCAACUCCCACGGGAAGCCGUGCACCAUCCCCUUCAAGUAUGACAACCAGUGGUUCCACGGCUGCACCAGCACAGGCCGCGAGGACGGGCACCUGUGGUGCGCCACCACCCAGGACUACGGCAAGGACGAGCGCUGGGGCUUCUGCCCCAUCAAGAGUAACGACUGUGAGACCUUCUGGGACAAGGACCAGCUGACGGACAGCUGCUAUCAGUUUAACUUCCAGUCCACGCUGUCCUGGAGGGAGGCCUGGGCCAGCUGUGAGCAACAGGGGGCGGAUCUGCUGAGCAUCACGGAGAUCCACGAGCAGACCUACAUCAAUGGGCUGCUCACUGGCUAUAGCUCCACACUGUGGAUUGGCCUUAACGACCUGGACACCAGCGGAGGCUGGCAGUGGUCGGACAACUCGCCUCUCAAGUACCUCAACUGGGAGAGUGAUCAGCCGGACAACCCGAGCGAGGAGAAUUGCGGAGUGAUCCGCACGGAGUCGUCGGGCGGCUGGCAGAACCGCGACUGCAGCAUCGCGCUGCCCUACGUCUGCAAGAAGAAGCCCAAUGCCACGGCCGCCGAGCCCCCGCCUCCCGACGUGUGGGCCAACGUGAAGGUGGAGUGCGAGCCCAGCUGGCAGCCCUUCCAGGGCCACUGCUACCGCCUGCAGGCCGAGAAGCGCAGCUGGCAGGAGUCCAAGAAGAUGUGUCUGCGGGGCGGGGGCGACCUGCUCAGCAUCCACAGCGUGGCGGAGCUGGAGUUCAUCACCAAGCAGAUCAAGCAGGAGGUGGAGGAGCUGUGGAUCGGUCUCAACGACCUGAAACUGCAGAUGAAUUUUGAGUGGUCCGACGGGAGCCUCGUGAGCUUCACCCACUGGCAUCCUUUUGAGCCCAACAACUUCCGGGACAGCCUGGAGGACUGUGUCACUAUCUGGGGGCCGGAAGGUCGCUGGAAUGACAGUCCCUGUAACCAGUCCCUGCCAUCCAUCUGCAAGAAGGCAGGCCAGCUGAGCCAGGGGGCCGCUGAGGAGGACCAUGGCUGCCGGAAGGGUUGGACGUGGCACAGCCCAUCCUGCUACUGGCUGGGAGAGGACCAGGUGACCUACAGUGAGGCCCGGCGCCUGUGCACCGACCACGGCUCUCAGCUGGUCACCAUCACCAACAGGUUCGAGCAGGCCUUUGUCAGCAGCCUCAUCUACAACUGGGACGGCGAGUAUUUCUGGACGGCCCUGCAGGACCUCAACUUCACCGGCUCCUUCCGCUGGCUCAGCGGGGAUGAGGUCAUGUACACCCACUGGAACCGGGACCAGCCCGGGUACAGCCGUGGGGGCUGCGUGGCCCUGGCCACGGGCAGCGCCAUGGGGCUGUGGGAGGUGAAGAACUGCACGUCAUUCCGGGCUCGCUACAUCUGCCGGCAGAGCCUGGGCACGCCAGUGACGCCUGAGCUGCCUGGACCAGACCCCACACCCAGCCUCACCGGCGCCUGCCCCCAGGGCUGGGGCUCAGACCCCAAACUCCGGCACUGCUAUAAGGUGUUCAGCGCGGAGCGGCUGCAGGACAAGAAGAGCUGGGUCCAGGCCCAGAGGGCCUGCCAGGAGCUGGGGGCCCAGCUGCUGAGCCUGGCCAGCUAUGAGGAGGAACAUUUUGUGGCCAAUAUGCUCAACAAGAUCUUCGGUGAGUCAGAGCCCGAGAUCCACGAGCAGCACUGGUUCUGGAUCGGCCUGAACCGUCGAGACCCCGGAGCGGGGCACAGCUGGCGCUGGAGCGAUGGACUAGGGUUCUCUUACCACAAUUUCGACCGGAGCCGGCACGACGAUGACGACAUCCGGGGCUGUGCAGUGCUCGACCUGGCCUCCCUGCAGUGGGUAGCCAUGCAGUGCGAGACGCAGUUGGACUGGAUCUGCAAGAUCCCUCGAGGCGCGGACGUGCGGGAGCCUGACGGCAGCCCGCAAGGCCGACGGGAAUGGCUGCGUUUCCAGGAGGCGGAGUAUAAGUUCUUCGAGCACCACUCCACGUGGGCGCAGGCGCAGCGCAUAUGCACGUGGUUCCUGGCCGAGCUGGUCUCCGUGCACAGCCAGGCGGAGCUUGACUUCCUGGGGCACAACCUGCAGAAGUUUUCUCGGGGCCAAGAGCAGCACUGGUGGAUCGGCCUGCAUACUUCAGAGAGCGACGGGCGCUUCAGAUGGACAGAUGGUUCCGUUAUAAACUUCAUCUCCUGGGCACCCGGCAAGCCUCGGCCCAUAGGCAAGGACAAGAAGUGCGUGUACAUGAUGGCCAGCCGAGAGGAGUGGGGGGACCAGAGGUGCAUGACAGCCUUGCCCUACAUCUGCAAGCGCAGCAACAGCACCAGAGAGCAGCAGCCCCCAGACCCACAACCCACAGGUGGCUGCCCCCCUGGCUGGAGCCAGUUCCUCAACAAGCCCCCGAGCCUCCCCAGGGCCUGCGGCCGAGGGCUCCGCAGCGGAGUUUCUGGGUGUGUGGGACAGGGAGGUGGAGCAGGAUGCCAUGCCUCCCCCUCCGCCCCACAGUGUUUCCGAAUCCAGGGCCAGGACCCCCAGGACCGGGUGAAGUGGUCAGAGGCACAGUUCUCCUGUGAACAGCAAGAGGCCCAACUGGUCACCAUUGCAAACCCCUUAGAGCAAGCAUUCGUCACAGCCAGCCUGCCCAAUGUGACCUUUGACCUUUGGAUUGGCCUCCAUGCCUCGCAGAGGGACUUCCAGUGGGUAGAGCAGGAGCCUCUGCGGUACACCAACUGGGCCCCCGGGGAGCCCUCUGGCCCUAGCCCUGCCCCCAGCGGCAACAUACCGACCAGCUGUGCGGUGGUCCUGCACAGCCCCUCAGCUCACUUCACUGGCCGCUGGGAUGAUCGGAACUGCGCGGAGGAGACACACGGCUUCAUCUGCCAGAAGGGCACGGACCCCUCCCUGAGCCCAUGCCCAGCAGCAUCGCUCCCUGCCCCGGGCACUGAGCUCUCCUACCUCAACGGCACCUUCCGGCUGCUGCAGAAGCCGCUGCGCUGGCAUGAUGCCCUCCUGCUGUGUGAGAGCCGCAACGCCAGCCUGGCACGCGUGCCUGACCCCUACACCCAGGCCUUCCUCACGCAGGCUGCCCGAGGGCUGCGCACGCCACUCUGGAUCGGGCUGGCCAGUGAGGAGGGCUCCCGGCGGUACUCCUGGGUCUCGGAGGAGCCGCUGAGCUAUGUGAGCUGGCAGGACUGGGAGCCCCAGUACCCGGGGGGCUGUGCCUACGUGGAUAUGGAUGGGGCCUGGCGCACCACCAGCUGUGACACCAAGUUGCAGGGGGCUGUGUGUGGAGUUAACGGAGGGCCCCCUCCUCCCCGAAGAAUAAGCUACCAUGGCAGCUGUCCCCAGGGGCUGGCGGACUCGGCGUGGAUUCCCUUCCGGGAGCACUGCUACUCCUUCCACAUGGAGCUGCUGCUGGGCCACAAGGAGGCGCUGCAGCGCUGCCAGAGAGAGGGUGGGGUGGUCCUGUCCAUCCUGGAUGAGAUGGAGAACGUGUUUGUCUGGGAGCAUCUGCAGAGCUCUGAGGGCCAGAGUCGGGGCGCCUGGCUGGGCAUGAACUUCAACCCCAAAGGAGGUACGCUGGUCUGGCAGGACAACACAGCUGUGAACUACUCCAACUGGGGGCCCCCGGGCCUGGGCCCCAGCAUGCUGAGCCACAACAGCUGCUACUGGAUCCAGAGCAGCAGCGGGCUGUGGCGCCCGGGCGCCUGCACCAACAUCACCAUGGGUGUCGUCUGCAAGCUCGCCCGAGCUGAGGAGAGCAGCUUCUCCCCAUCAGCAGCCCUCCCGGGGAGCCCUGCGGCCCUGCUGGUGGUGCUGAUGGCGGUGCUUCUGCUCCUGGCCCUGCUGACGGCGGCCCUGAUCCUCUACCGGCGACGACAGGGCGUCGAGCGCGGGGCUUUCGAGGGCGCCCGCUACAGCCGCAGCUCCUCCGGCCCCGGCGAGGCCACUGAGAAGAACAUCCUGGUGUCAGACAUGGAGAUGAACGAGCAGCAGGAGUAGAGCCAAGGGCGUGGGCGGGGCCGGGGCAGGAGGAGCUGGGUCCGCUGGGCCCGCCCCCAGCUACAGUCCAGUCGGCCCAUGGAGGGGUGCCCUUGGGAGCUGCCGUGGGGAGCUGGGGCUGGCAGGGCCUGGGCUGGUGGGCUUCCUCCCUCCCACGAGGGCUGGGCUGAGACCUGGCUGAGUGCAGCGUGGCGUUUCCCUUUGGGGGGGUCUUAAGGUCUUGUCACCCAGGCCUGUUACCUCAUGGUAACCAGAGGCAGGACGGGAGCUCCUUUCUGCCUCUUCCUCCCCGGGCCCGCCUGCCCAGGCCUGUGCCCCAGGCCCCAGGACCUGCUUCUCGCUGCAGAGUCUGAGGAACCUGCCCUGAGCCCUCAGCCGGCCUCUUGCUUCUCUCCUUCCCUGGCAGCCUCAGCUCUGAGCCCCUCACGCCAGCUCCUUUCCCUCCCUGCCCCCCUUGUCACACAGCCCUCCCUUCUGAGCCAGGGCCCUGGGGUUUGGGGAGCCCUCUUGCUCUUGGUGGGGGUCGGCUGAGGGGGCCGAGCAUUUGUCACUCCUGUGCCUGCUGGGGUGGCCGUGGGACAUGGCAGGGGGGCCUGGGCCGGAUGGAGAACAAGAGCAUCACUGUGGCGUCAGCUGGGCUUGGGCUGGAGACAGGACAGGGGAGAGACACCCUGACUUCCUGGGGGUGACCAGGCUGGGCUGGGUGUCAUCUCCUGCCGGCCGGGGGGAGGGCUGUGUCCCUAAAGAGUCCCCUGUGGGGACCAAAAUAAGUUCCCUAACGUUUCCAGCUCCUGGCUCUAGUUUGGAGAGAGGUGGUGUUUGGCCAGGGUCCUAGGGGCUUCAGAAGCGAGAGCCCAGGGACGCCUUCUAGUGGGGCCCAGAAGAAGAGCGCCUGAGUCCCCCGAGUGGCCCCAUGCGGGUGGAGCCGAGCCACCCAGCACCUUUCCAAGAGGCCGAAAUCCCAGCAGGAGUCACCAGUCCUGGUGCCGCGACCCAGGACAAUGUGAACAUGGACUCGAAGACAUGGUCCUUUUUUGUAGUUCUUAAUUUUUUUAAUGUGCCAUUAUUGUUUUAAAAAAGAGAAAAAAGAAAAGCAAACAAAUAAAACACCUUUAAGAGGC
This is a messenger RNA of Lagenorhynchus albirostris (white-beaked dolphin), 6138 nucleotides long. RefSeq names its product mannose receptor C type 2 (gene MRC2). Gene Ontology annotation, molecular function: signaling receptor activity. Bases 473 to 5017 code for a protein of 1514 amino acids. The record is from RefSeq and is a predicted model, not a curated record. Lineage: Eukaryota; Metazoa; Chordata; Mammalia; Artiodactyla; Delphinidae. The transcript is spliced from 30 exons.